Molecule: messenger RNA, 858 nt
Organism: Haemonchus placei
Lineage: Eukaryota; Metazoa; Nematoda; Chromadorea; Rhabditida; Trichostrongylidae
Source: the annotation of a GenBank genome assembly
AUGUAUGUGCUGCUUCAGCUAAUAGUUCUCGCAAGUGCACAACUCACAGACAACUCUGAAUUGCCUGUUAUACCCAGUCGCUCAAGCGUGGCCGAUGUCGAUCUUGGAAAGUUCGGUAUCAAUGACGAACAGAAACUGUUUCGGUAUUUGCUGCAGGGCUACGAUAAGGCUGUGCGGCCAGUUUUCAACGCCAGCGAUAUCGUCAAAGUGUACAUUGGCCUUACGUUAACACACAUCUUCAAUAUCGUGUUGGCGCUAAAUGUGUGGGUGGAGCAGUCCUGGCUCGACGAGAGAAUUCAAUGGGAACCGCAGAAAUUUGGGAAUCUUUCGAAACUUACUCUCCCUGUGAAACACGUUUGGACCCCCGAUAUUGUGUUGUAUAACAAUGCCCGUGAUUUCUCGAGAGGUUUCGUCGACACGAACCUUCAUGCAAAUUACUAUGGAGAAUGUGUAUGUGCAGAGCUCGCAGCCCUCCAAAUUUCGAAAGCUGUUGUUGUUCCUGUUGUUGUUGUUGAUGUUGUUGUUGUUGUUGUUGUUGUUGUUGUUGUUGUUGUUGCUGUUGUCGUUGUUUCCAUAUUUUCCAGUCCAGUAGCCCAACCCUUUGUUAUUCAGAUCCUGACAAUGAUGCAGUUUCUUUUGCCCUGUGAAAGCGGCGAGAAGGUCACUCUUGGGCUCACAGUGCUGCUUGCGUAUUCUGUAUUCAGUUUCAAUAUAGCCGAAAGUAUGCCUGAAACUUCAGAAGUGAUCCCACUCAUCGCUAUCUACUUAAUGGCAAUUAUGGGCAUAUCGGCCUUGUCGGUGAGCUUCUCGGUGUUCGUUUUGAAUCUACGUCACGGAGCCGAUUAUUCUGAAAGGUAG